Messenger RNA from Dermochelys coriacea (leatherback sea turtle), 5168 nucleotides. RefSeq names its product contactin associated protein 1 (gene CNTNAP1). Lineage: Eukaryota; Metazoa; Chordata; Testudines; Dermochelyidae. The record is from RefSeq and is a predicted model, not a curated record.
AGGCGGGGCGCCGGGGUCCUGCGGAGCCUGGCGCGGCUCGAAGCCCGCUGCUGGCCCCGGGAGCCGGGAGCCGGGACCGGCGCGUCGGGCGGGGGCUGCCGCGGGGGAGGCGAGCCCGGGCUGCUGCGGGCACCGCGAGCUCCCCGCCGCCUCCAGCAUGGGCAGCCGCUUGCUCUACCUCCUCCUCGCCGCCUGCGCGGCCGCCCAGCCGCCGGACCUCCGCCGCUGCCCGCCACUGCAGUGUUACGAUGAGCUGGUUGCUCCCCUUUACUCCUCAUCCAUCGGUGCCUCCUCCCGCUACAGCAUCUUCUACUCGUCCAGCUUCGCCCGGCUGCACAGCAGCAGUGGCUGGUCUCCAGACCCCAGUGACAAGCAGCCCUGGCUCCAGAUCGACCUGAUGCAGAAGCACAAGAUCAACGCAGUGGCCACGCAGGGGACGUACAACACCUACGACUGGGUGACACGUUACAUCGUGCUGUACGGGGACCACCCCAGCAGCUGGAAGCCCUUCUUCCAGCUAGGGAGUAACUGGACGUUCUUUGGGAACGUGAACGAGAGCGGGGUGGUGCGCCACGACCUGCACUACCCCAUCCUGGCUCGCUACAUCCGCAUCAUCCCCACGGCCUGGAACCCGCGAGGCAAGAUCGGCUUGCGUCUGGGCCUCUACGGCUGCCCCUACCGGUCUGACGUGCUGUACUUUGACGGGGACGAUGCCAUCUCCUACCGCUUCCGCGGCAAAACUGUCCGCACUGUCCAGGACGUCUUCGCCUUCAGCUUCAGGACGAUGGAGCAGGACGGGUUGCUGAUGCAUGGCGAGGGCUCCCAGGGGGACUACGUCACCGUGGAGCUGAAACAGGCCCAGCUCGUGCUGCAUAUCAGCUUAGGCAGCAGCCCACUGCACUCCAGUCAGGGGCACACGACGGUGACGGUGGGCAGCCUCCUUGACGACCAGCAUUGGCACUCGCUGCGCAUCGACCGCCAAGGUCACCACGUCAACCUGAGCCUGGACGGGGAGGUCAAACACUUCCGCUGCAACGGGGACUUCCAGCAGCUGGACCUGGACACCGAGCUGUUCUUCGGCGGCGUGAUAAGUCAGAAGAAUCAGAGCCUGGUCUAUCGACAGAACUUCCGGGGAUGCAUGGAGAACAUCUUUUUCAACUGGGUCAACAUCGCCGACCUGGCCCGCAGGAGAGCGCCCAACAUCCGCUUCGAGGGCCACGUCAGCCACUACUGCCAGGACCAGCCCUACAUGCCCAUCACCUUCGCUGGCAUCAACAACUACCUGCAGGUGCCAGGCAUCCCGCGCCGGAACCGCCUGUCUGUCAGCUUCAAGUUCCGCUCCUGGGACACGGUGGGGCUGCUGCUCUACACCAGCUUCGCCGAGCACCUGGGCUCCCUGGAGAUGGUGCUGAGCAACGGCCAGGUCAACGUCUCCAUUGCCCAGCCCGGCCGCAAGAAGCUGGAGUUCGCUGCAGGGUACCGGCUGAAUGACGGCUUCUGGCACAUGGUGGAGCUGGUGGCGCGGGACGGCUCGGCCGUGAUCACCAUCGAUGACAACGACGGGGCUGAGUUCCGGGUGGCCCACCCCUUCCAGCUGCGCACCGGGACCCAGUACUUCUUUGGAGGCUGCCCCAAACCUGCCGCCAUCACCGGCUGCCUGUCGAACCAAACGGCCUUCCACGGCUGCCUGCAGACCAUCAGCGUUGAUGCCCAGCCCGUGGAGCUGGACCUGCUGAGGCAGGAGCGGCUGGGGAAAUACUCCAACGUGUUCUUCAACAUGUGCAGCAUCACCGACAGGUGCACCCCCAACCUGUGUGAGCACGGCGGCCGCUGCCUGCAGUCCUGGGAUGACUUCACGUGCGUCUGCGACCUGACGGGAUACAAGGGAGAGACCUGCCACAAAUCCCUUUACAAAGAGUCGUGUGACGCCUAUCGGCUCAGUGGAAAAACGUCUGGGAACUUCACCAUCGACCCUGACGGCAGUGGGCCCCUCAAACCCUUCACCGUCUACUGCGACAUCCGAGAGGAUCGGGCCUGGACCAUCGUCCGGCACAACCGGCACUACGCCACGCGGGUGAGGGGCUCCAGUCUGGACCGGCCCUUCCUGGGCGUGGUGGAGUACUGGAACGCCUCGUGGGCAGAGGUGGAGGCCCUGGCCAAUGGCUCCGAGUACUGCGAGCAGCACCUGGAAUUCUCCUGCUACAGCUCCCGCCUGCUCAACACGCCCUCCGGGCUGCCCUUCAGCUUCUGGAUGGGCCGCCACGACCAGCGCCAUUACUACUGGGGGGGCUCCCCGCCGGGCGUCCAGCACUGCGCCUGCGGCCUGGAAAAGAACUGCGCCGACCCCAAGUACUUCUGCAACUGUGAUGCCGACCAUGCCCAGUGGAGGACGGACAAGGGGCUGCUGAACUUCGUGGACCACCUGCCCGUCACCCAGGUCGUGGUGGGAGACACCAACCGCUCCCAGUCCGAGGCCCAGUUCCUGCUGGGGCCACUGCGCUGCCAUGGGGACUGGAACACCUGGAACAGCGUCUCCUUCAACAAAGGCGCCUCCCUCCUCUUCCCCCCCUUCCUGGCCAACCACAGCCUGGACAUUUCCUUCUACUUCCGAACCACCGCCCUGUCCGGGGUCUUCCUGGAGAACUGGGGCUGCAGGAACUACAUCCGCAUCGAGCUCAACACCACCAGAGACGUGGUGUUCGCGUACGACAUUGGGAAUGGGGACGAGAACCUGACGGUGAGAUCCCCCGUCCCCUUCAGCGAUGACGAGUGGCACCAGGUGAAGGCCGAGAUCAACGUGAAGCUGGCACGGCUGCGAGUGGACAAGCUGCCCUGGGUGGUGCGGCUGGCCCCACCCCAGAGCUACGUCCGGCUGGAGUUCGACAGGCCCCUCUACGUGGGCUCGGCUGAGCACCGGCUGCACCCCUUCCUGGGCUGCCUGCGGGCACUGCGCAUGAACGGGCGGACGCUGAACCUGGAGGGCCAGGCCAACGAGACGGCGGGCGUGCGGGUGAACUGCACCGGCUACUGCCAGGACCCGCGGGUGCCCUGCCAGAACAGCGGGCUCUGCGUGGAGCGCUACAGCCACUACACUUGCAACUGCAGCCUCUCCGCCUUCGACGGGCCCUUCUGCAACCGCGACAUCGGCGCCUACUUCGAACCGGGCACCUGGGUUCGCUACAACAUCCUGCCAGCCGAGCUCUCGGCCGCCCGCGAGUUCGCCAGCAUCGUGAGCCAGCCACUGCCGGGCUACAACCUGACCAGCGAGGAGCUCAGCUUCAGCUUCCGCACUGGCACCGCGCCCGCUGUCCUGCUCUAUGUCAGCUCCUUCCGCAGGGACUACCUGGCCGUGCUCAUCCGGGAGGACGGGAGCCUGCAGCUGCGCUACCAGCUGGGCACCAGCCCCUACGUCUUUCCACUGACCACCACGCCCGUGACGGACGGGAGACCCCAUCGUAUCAACAUCACCCGCGUCAACCGCACACUCUACACCCAGGUGGACUAUUUCCCUGUCACGGAACAGCAGUUCUCCUUGUUCGUGGACAGGAAGCUGGACUCGCCCAAGAACCUGUACCUGGGGCGCGUGAUGGAGACAGGCGUGAUUGACCCCGAGAUCCAGAAGUACAACACGCCCGGCUUCUCGGGCUGCCUGUCGGGGGUGAAGUUCAACAGCAUCCUGCCCCUCAAAGCCAUCUUCCGCCCCAGCGGCAGGCUGGUGACCUACAACAUCAAGGGGGAGCUGGUGGAGUCCAACUGCGGCUCCAUGCCCCUCAGCAUCCUGGACAUCCCCCCCGAAAUGGACCCCUGGUACAUGGGCACAGAGUUCCCCCACGUGCACGAUGAUGGCUGGAUCGGGAUCAUCACCGGCUUUGUGACCUUCUUGCUGCUGCUCCUGGCCGGGCUGCUGCUGUUGCUGUACCUCCACCACCACCGCUACAAGGGCUCGUACCACACGAACGAGCCCAAGGCUGUCCAGGACUACCACGGCCCCAGCAAGCCCCUGGUCCCACACAAGGACCAGAACCUGCCCCAGAUCCUGGAGGAGGCAAAAGGCGAAUAGCCACCGGCUGCGGGGGAAGGAAGGGGUUAAUGCCUCAAGCGCUGGCACCUCCUGCCCGGUGCUGGGAGGGGAACAAGCACUGCCGGACCAAAGGGGCCAAACAACCCAGAACUGUCAGAACCCAGCUUCCGGCUGGAGCGUCUGCUCCUUCCCCUCCCGCUGCACCUCCCCUGCCCGCGCCGCUCCGAGGACUGCCUGGGGCUGAGCACCAUCUAGCCUGGGAGCCCCACGGGCAGGGCCCACGUCUUCCUCCUGGAAUCACGCUGAGCCGAGCGCUGGUGCAGUAACAACUCCCCUGCCCUGCGCACCAAGCAGAAAGUAGAGGCCACGCAGAACCCCCUGCCCCAGUGACCCUGGACCCAGCUGCUGCAAUCUCUCCUGCCCCCCAUGGACAGGAUGUCAGCCCCUGGGGGUGAUACGGGCCUACCUAGAGACGCCAUCUCAGCCCAGGCCUGGGCAGUGAGGCACGUAUUGGGUCUGCCAACCCACCUCCCCUAUAAACUCCACCGCAGCUUCCCCUUGGGGGAGACGCGGUUGUGCCAAGAGAACCUGGGUGGGGCAGCCUGGCCUUCCGCGGGGCCGGUUGGUGACGCUAGCAGCUAGAUUUCCCGCUUGUUUGCUCGCUUAGCAAAAGCCAUGAAGUGACCCAUGCGCUCUAGAGCACUGGAACACGGCCAUAGAGCGUGUUCUGCACCCCGGCCGCUGUCUGCAAUGGCACUCGCUCGUGCACGCCUCCUCCCCCUGCACUUUGCUGCUCUCGUACAACCAGGUAAAGAUCUUUGGAGUCUUUCUACCAUUUUUGUUGCUGACCAGUUGAUGACACACACUACGUCUUUUUAUUCUGUUUGUACAAAAAACAAAAAGAAACCAGGGCGGCUGCUCCGUGUGAGUUGGUCCUGGGGCACAGGCCAGCGGGUGCUAUGUCUCUCCAAGAAGGUCAAACCCUGCUGAGAGCAGCCGGCCCCCGGACCGCUCCAGUUCACACGCUGGGGCAGACAUGCAUGGAGUGACCCAAAGGCCUGGCGUUGCCGGGUGUUUUAUUUGUUACAGCCGUUUUGUUGACUGACACAUGACGAUGUGCAAAUAAAGGCAGACUGACAGAGUGCAA